Messenger RNA from Soboliphyme baturini, 573 nucleotides. NCBI's taxonomy places the organism in Eukaryota, Metazoa, Nematoda, Enoplea, Dioctophymatida, Soboliphymatidae. The record is from the annotation of a GenBank genome assembly.
AUGGAAAGUCAGGAGAAAACAGACAUCGAACAACCUCCAGACUUCUUGAAAUCGUUUGAAAGUCAAAUCGAGGAAAUUAACGAUUUCAAAUGCAGUUUCUACAUCACCAGUUCUACACCGACCGAAGCUUGCUUCAAUGCGGAACUCGAAAACAAAGUGUCUGAUUUGCUAAGCAGCAUCAAAAAAUGCCCAGAACUUCCGAAAUAUCUGCAGGCGUAUCUUCUUGGCAAGGCAUUGAACCUCUAUCCGAAAUACGUGAAGGAAUGUGAAGAACAGCUGACCCGCUGCAUUCGACUGAAUCCGUCGUUUCCUCAGGCGCUCAACGAACUGGGCGAAUGCGUCUGGAAGCGCUCAGAUAUCAACGGCGCCAAAAAGUGUUUUCUCGCCGGUUUAAAGCUGAACAAAGACGAUAAAGCAUGCCUUCGAAAUCUGUCUAUGGCGUACAGGCAUCUUGGCGGCGAAAAUGGCGAACGCUUAAAAAACUGCGCGGAAAGUUUAGAGCUGGCCAAAAGGGCCGUUGAAUUGGACCCUGAUGAUGGCAUGAGUUUGUGUGCGUGUUGGGAUACUAUUUGA